AUGGGUUCCUCGAAGUUAGUCGGCUGCAUUUCAGAUUUCUUCACCUACGAGACCACCAAGUCCGUGGUGGUGAAGAGCUGGACCAUCGGCAUCAUCAACCGGAUCGUGCAGCUUCUCAUCAUCAUCUACUUCGUCGGCUGGGUAUUCCUGCAUGAGAGGGCGUACCAGCAGCAGGAUACAGCCAUUGAGAGCUCGGUUAUGACCAAGGUGAAAGGCCUGGGUGAAUACAACAACAGAGUGAUGGACGUGGCUGAGUACGUCAUCCCUCCACAGGGUACCUCGGUGUUCUGCAUAGUCACCAAACUCAUCGCCACUGAGCAGUAUCAGGGCACAUGCCACGAGAGUUCAAGCCACAGGCCCUGUAAAACUGCGAGAGACUGCCAGCGCAGAGAGCCAGGGGACAGCGGUAUAAAGACACACAAGUGUGUGAGCUUAAACAGCACCCAUAAGACCUGUGAGAUCAGAGGCUGGUGUCCUGCCGAGGAGGAUGAGGCAAAAGUAGAUUACAUGAAGGAAGUGGAGAACUUUACCAUAUUCAUCAAGAACAGCAUCCGUUUCCCCCUCUUCAACUUUGUCAAGGGUAAUUUUUUGCCCAGCAUCACGGAUGACUACAUAAAAAGGUGUAACUUUCACCCAGAGACAGACAUCUACUGCCCCAUCUUCAGGGUGGGGGACAUUCUAAAUCUGGCCAACCAGUCCCUUCCGGUCAUUGCUUCCCAGGGUGGGGUGAUUGGUAUAAAGAUCGGUUGGGUGUGUGAUUUGGACAAAUCGGCAGACCAGUGCAACCCUGCCUACACCUUCUCACGCCUCGAUGAAGUCUCCCAGCAUAACAAAGUGUCUAAAGGCUACAACUUCAGGUAUGCCAGGUACUUCAUGGAGAAUGGGACGGAGCGGCGCACGCUGUUCAAGGCCUUCGCCAUCAGGUUUGACGUGCUGGUCUACGGCAGCGCAAGGAAGUUUUAUAUAGUCCCAACUCUUAUUAACAUUGUGGUUGCCUUCACUUCAGUAGGAGUGGGCACCGUUCUUUGUGACAUCAUUCUUCUAAACUUCCUGAAAGGGGCGGACCAAUACAAAGCCAAGAAAUUUGAAGAGGUCUCUGAGACUCAGAUCACAUCGUCCGUCUCCCAGAGCAACGAGCUGUGUGAGGGCAGCCAGAUGUCAAUCAAACAGACCGAGAAGCAGUCCGAUGAUUCUGGGGCCUACUCCAUCGGACAGCUGGCCUGA
Megalops cyprinoides (Indo-Pacific tarpon) is the source of this 1224-nucleotide messenger RNA. RefSeq names its product purinergic receptor P2X, ligand-gated ion channel, 3a (gene p2rx3a). The transcript is spliced from 12 exons. Lineage: Eukaryota; Metazoa; Chordata; Actinopteri; Elopiformes; Megalopidae. Gene Ontology annotation, biological process: monoatomic cation transmembrane transport; response to ATP. Gene Ontology annotation, molecular function: ATP binding; extracellularly ATP-gated monoatomic cation channel activity; purinergic nucleotide receptor activity. The record is from RefSeq and is a predicted model, not a curated record. Gene Ontology annotation, cellular component: plasma membrane; nuclear inner membrane. The coding region runs from base 1 to 1224 and encodes 407 amino acids.